AUGCGGGCCCCGGGCUCGCCUCUCGCCCGCACCUUGCGGCUGCUGCUUCUGCUACUGCUCAAGGUUUCUGCCUCUCCUGGCCUCGGGUCCGCUUCUUCGCCAAGAAACGAAACUUGCCUGGGGGAAAACUGUUCACCUGCACUGAGCCACCGUCGCAGCAGGGACUCUUGGGGACUGGGAAAUUCUGCAGAAGACCUGCUAGCCCGUGCGCUCAGGGAGGAGGAGCAGGGGGCAGCGGUGCGCGCACCGCCCGUUAGGGACAUAAGGGCAGCUCCGGGCGGUGACCCAGGUGCAGGCAGAGGGGCGGAGGCGUUGACCGCAGAACCCUCGGGACCUCCAGCCAGGCCGCCUGGAGCCUGGAGGUGGAAAGGUGUCCGAGGUCAGGAGCCCCCUGGAACUUUGGCGAGAGGGAACCCCCCGGCUCUCCAACUCCUCCUUCAGAUCUCAGAGGAGGAAGAGAAGGGUCCUAGAGGCUCUGGCAUUUCUGGGCACAGCCAGGAGCAGAGUGUGAGGACGGAACCUGGCGCCAGCGACCUUUAUUACUGGCCAAGGAGAGGCGGGAAACUCCAGGGCUCCCACCACGACACCCCACCCAAGACGGUCAAUGGACUGUCUGGGCACGAAAGGAGGACAAUUGCACCCCCUGGCAGGGCGCUGGCCCAGAAUGGGUCCUCGGGCGAAGGGAUCCACGAGCGCGGGGGUCCCCGCCGGGGAAACAGCACAAACCGACGCUUGAGAAUAAAGAACCCCUUCUACCCACUGACCCAGGAGUCCUACGGCGCCUAUGCGGUCAUGUGUUUGUCUGUGGUGAUCUUCGCGACUGGCAUCAUUGGCAACCUGGCGGUGAUGUGCAUCGUGUGUCACAACUACUACAUGCGGAGCAUCUCCAAUUCCCUCUUGGCCAACCUGGCCUUCUGGGACUUUCUCAUCAUCUUCUUCUGCCUUCCGCUUGUCAUCUUUCACGAGCUGACGAAAAAGUGGCUGCUGGAGGACUUCUCUUGUAAGAUUGUGCCCUAUAUCGAGGUGGCUUCCCUCGGAGUCACUACCUUCACCUUAUGUGCUCUGUGUAUAGACCGCUUCCGAGCAGCCACCAACGUGCAGAUGUACUAUGAAAUGAUCGAGAAUUGUUCUUCCACAACUGCCAAGCUUGCUGUUAUAUGGGUGGGUGCCCUACUGUUAGCACUUCCAGAAGUCGUUCUCCGCCAGCUGAGCAAGGAGGAUUUGGGGUUUAGUGGCCGAGCUCCCGCGGAACGCUGCGUCAUCAAGGUCUCCCCUGACUUACCGGACACCAUCUACGUUCUAGCCCUUACCUAUGACAGCGCAAGACUCUGGUGGUACUUCGGCUGUUACUUUUGUUUGCCCACACUUUUCACCAUCACCUGCUCUUUAGUGACUGCGAGGAAAAUCCGCAAAGCGGAGAAAGCCUGUACCCGAGGGAAUAAGCGACAGAUUCAGCUGGAAAGCCAGAUGAACUGUACAGUGGUGGCUCUGACCAUUUUGUAUGGGUUUUGCAUCAUUCCUGAAAAUAUCUGCAACAUCGUUACUGCCUACAUGGCUACGGGGGUUUCCCAGCAGACCAUGGACCUGCUUUACAUCAUCAGCCAGUUCCUUUUGUUCUUUAAGUCCUGUGUCACCCCUGUCCUCCUUUUCUGUCUUUGCAAACCCUUCAGUCGGGCCUUCAUGGAGUGUUGCUGCUGUUGCUGUGAUGAGUGCAUUCAGAAGUCUUCAACAGUGACCAGCGACGACAAUGACAACGAAUACACCACAGAACUCGAACUCUCGCCUUUCAGUACCAUCCGCCGCGAAAUGUCCACUUUCGCUUCUGUUGGAACGCAUUGCUGA
This is a messenger RNA of Puma concolor (puma), 1842 nucleotides long. RefSeq names its product G protein-coupled receptor 37 (gene GPR37). Lineage: Eukaryota; Metazoa; Chordata; Mammalia; Carnivora; Felidae. The record is from RefSeq and is a predicted model, not a curated record. Gene Ontology annotation, molecular function: G protein-coupled peptide receptor activity; prosaposin receptor activity. Gene Ontology annotation, cellular component: plasma membrane; signaling receptor complex. Gene Ontology annotation, biological process: adenylate cyclase-inhibiting G protein-coupled receptor signaling pathway; positive regulation of MAPK cascade.